Molecule: messenger RNA, 1280 nt
Organism: Xenia sp. Carnegie-2017
Lineage: Eukaryota; Metazoa; Cnidaria; Anthozoa; Malacalcyonacea; Xeniidae
Exons: 10
Coding region: 48-1280 (410 amino acids)
Source: RefSeq, a predicted model, not a curated record
AGGAAAAAGCUGGGCAGAGUAUUGGAAAACCUCUAUUUGAACAGCUGAUGUUCUAUGAUCAGACACAUGUUGAUCAAUUUGUUGCCAAUUAUACCACACCUACAUCAAACAAGGAGUGUCAUGGUUUUCUUGCUGGGAAUGCUGUUCGAUCAAUGAAUCGCUACAGAGCUCUUGAUGAAACAGCAAUCUUUGGGCGAGGCUGUCGACAUGAGUUUCCUAAAAAAUUCUUAAAUUUGAAACAUGGAGAGAGAUUGAGCUAUGCAGUUUAUGUUCUCCAAGAAUUAGAGAAAGAUAAUGCUGAUAAACCUGCACUCAAAAUAAACAUAUUGUAUGAUGUUGCAUGCAUGUUGGUGAAACACUUACAGAAUUUGGAGGAUCCAAUUAUUGACAUUUUUCAAUUUUCAAUUCCAAUUUUUCACUGCUAUGGCCAUGUUGGACGAUGCCAAGUUAAAUUUAGUCCCCGUCGUAAAGAAGGAUUUGGCCUAACUGACGGUGAGAUGUUGGAGAGAUUGUGGGCUUACAUUCGCAAAUUUAGCAGAAUGACUAAAGAAAUGCGUCCAAGUCACAGAGUUGAUGUACUCAGUGAUGCUCUUUUACAUUAUGGAAAGAAAACGAAGAUUAAUUUAGGCAAUUUGCUGAUGGCAAGGAUGAAGCGAGCUGUUGACGUGGAAGAAACUGCAAAAUCAGAUAUUGAAAAGUUAUGCAGGUGCUUUCCGUCUCACAGGAUUUCAAUAGAUAAUAUUCGUGAGUGGAUGAAGGACGAAUCGACUUUUUUUGGUCGUGAAGUUGAGACUGAAGAAGAAGAUUGGAAAUGCAAGUACGUUAUAUACCUGGACUUGUACGCUGAUCUUUACCAUCGAUGGAAUGGUUGCACUGAUCCAAGUGAACUGACUGUUCGAUUUAAUCAGAUGAAAAAAAUUGACGAGCAGUUGAAGAUCAUGGAAAGGGAAAACUCAAUUUCUGCACGCUGGCAAAAUACUGACUCAGAGUACGAAAAUGCAAAACGCGAGGUUGCGUCUAGGAAAGAAAAACGUGUUUUGUCUCGAAUGAGGAAAAAUGUUGUUGAAAGAUGGUUUCUCCUAAAUCUUAAGUCUAAAUACUGUGAUAGUCAAGCGUUGGCAUCCAGACUUUCGAAGCAAAUUACUCGAGUAACAAAGGAUGUCAAUAAAGAUAUCGCAGCUUAUAACGAGGCAAAAGAAUCACAUUCUAAUCAUUCACAUACCGCAUUAACAUUUGAUGCUGUCAAAGAUCCUGACAAUGAUUUUGGUGUGAAUAUCUAG